AUGGCGGAGUGGCAGGUAGACCUGGCGGUGGCCUGCGAGCCCUAUUUCGUCCCUCCCCUGCCUCACUGGCUGGGGGACUCGGACGACACCGUGGCGGUCCUCACGAGGAGCGGAACGGGCCCUCCCCUCUCACUCAUCGAGAGGGGCUCGGGCUACGUAGUGGUGGGGUGGGGGGAGUACGUCGUCGUCGGUACGUACUUCUCCCCUAACCGCAGCCUGGCUGAGUUCGAGACUUAUCUCGGCUUAGUCAGAGCUGCGGUGGCCAGGCAGUCGCCGAAACCGAUAAUGGUUCUCGGCGACUUAAACGCGAAGUCGCGUGCCUGGGGCAACCCCGCCACGAAUCCGCGAGGGAGGGCCGUCCAGGUGUGGGCCCUGCUCUCCGACCUGUCCCUUCUCAACAGGGGGCAGGUUCACACCUGCGUGCGACAUCAGGGGGGCUCCGUGGUGGACGUUUCGUUCGCCACCCCUGUCGUAGCACGCAGAGUGGUCGAUUGGAGAGUGGAGGAAGAGGUGGAGACUCUAUCGGAUCACCGAACUUGUGGAUUAGAAGUUGUUCUGAAAUGA
Messenger RNA from Vanessa tameamea, 564 nucleotides. RefSeq lists its product as uncharacterized. The record is from RefSeq and is a predicted model, not a curated record. The transcript is spliced from 2 exons. NCBI's taxonomy places the organism in Eukaryota, Metazoa, Arthropoda, Insecta, Lepidoptera, Nymphalidae. Gene Ontology annotation, molecular function: catalytic activity. The coding region runs from base 1 to 564 and encodes 187 amino acids.